This is a messenger RNA of Quercus robur (English oak), 1564 nucleotides long. Its product is annotated as tobamovirus multiplication protein 1-like. The transcript has 13 exons. The coding region runs from base 186 to 1256 and encodes 356 amino acids. NCBI's taxonomy places the organism in Eukaryota, Viridiplantae, Streptophyta, Magnoliopsida, Fagales, Fagaceae. The record is from RefSeq and is a predicted model, not a curated record.
UUUUCAUCUUUCUAUCUCUCACAGAAGUGUGUGUGUGUGUUUGAAAUCUAAAGAUAGUAAGCAAAUAAUAUCCCUCUCCCUCUUUAACAGAUCUGCCAUGAAAGAUACACUUGACUGUUGUCCACUUCCACUGUUUGAAACCAAAAGCAGCAUUGAGAGAAAGUGAGAGUGAGAGAGAGAGAGAGAUGUUGGAAUUGAGAGGAGGAGGGUCUUGCUUUCCACAGCUCUUGGUGGGUGUAAAUGUGGGUCUUGCUCUAGUUGCUGCCGUCAUUGCUCUUCUUGCAUUCUAUCAGUUGAUAAGGAUUCACUCAAGGAAUUCACAACUUGGCUGGACUCGCCAAAAAGUGUUUCACCUAAUGAUUGGCUCUUCUAAUAUGGGUUACUUCAUUUAUUUUGUAUUAACUCUUUUCGCUACAUGCAAGGGUUGGCCAUGUUGGUCAAACUCUUGUGGUUUUAUCCUCAUGGCUUUCCCCAAAAUUCUGUUUUUUGCAGCAUUUCUUCUACUUUUAUCAUUCUGGGUUGACCUUUGCCAUCAGGCAAAUGAUGAGGAUGAUGAAGAUGAGGACAGCAGUUCUCAGGAAGCUUUAUUGGAUAAGACCUCAAAUAAGUCAAGUUCAUCUAAAACAGAUACUCAUAGAAAGUGUUUUCCCCUCCGCUUUCACCAUAUUGGAAGCCGCCAAAAGAUUGUAAUGUUGGUUACUGUGCUAGUUUUUGUUAUAAUGUUGGCAUGUGCUGUAAUAAUCUGGAUUGGGAUGGGAAACAAUUCUGUUGAUUCUGCACUCGUGACUCGGGUGUAUGUAGACUUUUUUUCCAUAGCAAUACUUUUAUUAGGAGGAGCAUUAGCAUGUUAUGGACUUCUAUUAUGCUUGAAAAUGAGCAAAGUUAGAUCUGAGCGAGCUUCAUCUGAAAUGUGGAAGGUUUCAGGUUUAGCUGUUGUUUCUGUGAUCUGUUUCACUUCAAGUUCUUUUGUUGCUCUUUUAACUGAUAUUCCGAUGCUAUAUCACCGGCCGCAACAUCCCAUGAGAGUUGUUUAUACGUCUCUCUUGCUCAUUUUGUAUUAUUUUAUAGGUUCAUCAACACCCUCAGCUUUUAUAUUAUGGAUCAUGAGAGAAUUACCACCAUUAAAAGCAGAAAACAUACAAGAAGCAAGUACAAUAACUUUCAUCACUGAUAGUUCAGCAGUAAUACAACAUCCUCAGCGCUGGACAACUUCAACGAGCUUGCAGAAUCAGAUAUCAAGAGUGAGUCCAAUAUAAUUGCCUUUCUGGAUGCAAAUGGGUGCUCUCUUUCUGCCAAAUUAGAGAAGAAGGCUUGGAAUUUAUAAUUGAUUGAGAAUGGCUUGGUUGUUACCUUGAGAGGUAUCAACACAAGCGGCUGAGUUACAUCCUUGACUGGCAGUCAGACAGCCGUAAGGUUGCUGUUGCCCAUGGUUUUGACAUUCUUGGCGUGUAUAUAUUGAAAGUAUGCUAAGUGAGGGAUUUUUUUGUGUAUGCACUAGUUCCAAAAAUUUUGAGGUGCAAAUUUUUUCCACUGGUGAAUUCAAAAUGCCUUGCAUUUUAUUCCA